Messenger RNA from Triticum aestivum (bread wheat), 1917 nucleotides. RefSeq lists its product as uncharacterized. The transcript has 4 exons. Gene Ontology annotation, molecular function: protein binding. Bases 7 to 1278 code for a protein of 423 amino acids. The record is from RefSeq and is a predicted model, not a curated record. Lineage: Eukaryota; Viridiplantae; Streptophyta; Magnoliopsida; Poales; Poaceae.
GUGUCCAUGGGCCAGCUGAUGGGCCUAGCGACCACGACUAUUCAUCCUGCCACGAUCACGAUGAGCCGCCGCCUCCGCCGCUCGCCGGCGCCCCCGAUGGACGACGACAACCUCCUCGGGGAGAUCCUGCUCCGCCUGCCCCCGCAGCCGUCGGCGCUCCCGCGCGCCGCCCUCGUUUGCAAGCGCUGGCGCCGCCUCGUCGCCGACCCCGCGUUCCUCCGCCGCUUCCGCUCUCGCCACCGGAGGCCUCCCGUCCUCGGCUUCUUCUCCACCUUAGGGAACCCCACCUUCACCCCCGCGCUCGACCCGCCGGACCGGAUCCCCACCGCGCGAUUCUCCCUGCGGCUCGAGGAGGGCGACCACUUCCAGUUCCUCGGCUGCCGCCAUGGCCGCGCCCUCGCCGUCAACAUACCGUCGCGGCCCUUCCUCCUGCUGUGGGACCCCGUCACCGGCGACCAGACCCGCCUGGCCGUGCCCCCGGAAUUCUAUGGCGACGAGACCGUCAUCUUGACCGGGGCGCUGCUUUGCUCUGCCGGCGACCAGGGACACGCGCAUGGCGAUUGUCGUCGCUCCGGCCAUUUCCAAGUGGCUCUGAUAGCCACUGUCAAAAGAAGCCAUUCUCAUCUUUUCGCAACCGUUUACUCGUCGGUGACCAGCGAAUGGGGCGAAAUUAUCUCAAUCCCGUUCAUACAUUCCAGGAUCAAGGCUUCUACAACUAUGAAAUAUUUUCAACCUGUCCUCACUCCCACUAUCUUGAUUGGGAAUUCACUCUAUUGGUCAUAUGUUCUUGGCGGAGCUUGCAUAAUUGAGUUUGAUUUGGACACGCAGAGGCUGGCAUUGAUAGAGCCGCCGCCAGAUGCAUAUGCCCACGACGAUACCGUUUUCGCGGUUAUGCCGGCUGAAGAUGGUGGCCUUGGCUUAAUCGUUGUGUCGCGCUUCCGUGCCCAACUAUGGAAGUGGAAAGCUGGUGUUCGUCACGAUGAUGUGACAUGGGUUCUGGGAAGGAUCGUUGAACUAGACAAGCUUCUUCCUCUAGGAGCAGCAGGCAAGAGGAAGCCUCUAGCCUUAGUGGGAUUCGACGAGGAAAACAAUGUGACCCUUGUAAGGACAUCUUGUGGCAUCUUCAUGGUCCAUCUCCAGUCAAUGACGUUCAAGAGACUCUGCAACAGUGGCAGUGCCAGGGAUAUCCAUAUCUAUAAUGCAUUCCCAAGUUUCUAUGAUGCAGGCAAUGGCAUUGGUGAUGGGCAUGGUGAAGGUGAAGCGUUGGACGAUAUGUAAUAAUGUUUUUCUUUCCUGGUGGGAUAUACAUUGCUGGUUGGCAAGCUGCAUUUUUUACUUGAGGAUUCAUAUAUUUUGUUCUUCUCUUGGAAGUAUUACUAGCUCUUACUGUGAUUGGCAACGGCAUUGGUGAUUGGCAUGGUGAAGGUGAAGCACUGGAUGAUAUAUAUAAGAUGUUUUCUGUUGGGUGGGAUGUACUCCCCCCGUUUCAAAAUAGUUGACUCAAUUUUGUACAAAAGUUAGUACAAAGUUAAGUCAUCUAUUUUGGAACGGAUGGAGUACAUUGCUGGUUGCUACGCUCUGGUGACCGAAAAGACCAGUGGCAUAAAAGAUUGUCUCCUGGAGAAUUUUGAUGCUCUCUCUGGAUAUUUAUCUAGGCUGGUUUGCUAUUUCAGACUGCCAGGACACAGUGGUUUUCCUUGAUGAUUGCUAUUUUUUUUCCUUCUCAUGGCAGUACACAUAUUAGUUCACAUUCAUAAGGCAUUCACACUGAUUUUCCAGGUUGCCUCAUAGUAUGCACCUAGAUUCAGAAAAUACACUUUGGCACUAGACAUUAAUAAUAUUGCUGCCCAUUUUGGAUUUGCUGUCCGGAUGGAUUAAUUAAUGCCAUGAUUUACUAUCGAUACCUCUGCUUAUGAA